Rana temporaria (common frog) is the source of this 13955-nucleotide messenger RNA. It is a transcript of the gene DNHD1, whose product is annotated as dynein heavy chain domain 1. The record is from RefSeq and is a predicted model, not a curated record. Gene Ontology annotation, biological process: microtubule-based movement. Lineage: Eukaryota; Metazoa; Chordata; Amphibia; Anura; Ranidae. The transcript is spliced from 45 exons. Gene Ontology annotation, molecular function: minus-end-directed microtubule motor activity; ATP hydrolysis activity; dynein intermediate chain binding. Gene Ontology annotation, cellular component: dynein complex. The coding region runs from base 235 to 13782 and encodes 4515 amino acids.
AGAAAUUUCUGCAGCUCCAGCAGGAGGCCAUUGUACACCCAGCCCCUCCUCCUCCAGUCCCCAGCAACCGUGCAGAGUCCCUAACAACCGGACACUUCCAUGUCUGGACAGAGCGCGUGUGCUGUGCAAUGUACAGAGUGGUCUGGCUCCAUGAUGUGAUCUGUGCAUCAAGUAAAGAUUCCUCCCAUAAUUCUGCACAGCAGGUGAUCGGCUUCUCCACUUUACACUGAUGUCAUGGAAGAUCCAACCAGAUCCCCUGGAACCAGAUUCCCCCCACUUCCUCGCUACGUCACCCAACCUCAGCCAGGUGUUGGCGAUGGUGGUGUCCAGUCUCCUUCAGGUCACAGUCAGCGUACAGCAUUGAUUCCCGCUGAACAUUUGUGUUGUCAUCUGUCAGAACUGCGCUCAUCCUCCAGUCAUGUGUCAUCUGCCGACGUGUCCCAGGUGGCCGGCGAAGUGGUCCGCUUUAUCAGUGGCUCCCCUCUGGAGUUCGAUCGCAGAUGGUGGCUGCAGCUGGUGGACAUCCUCAAGCUCCUCCACCCGUUGCAGGAAUGUUUGUCUGACGAUCGCGGAAUCCUCCUGCCGGCCCUGGAGAGAGUCCAUCGACAGUAUGAAGAACACCGGAGCACACUGAGUGACCUGGACAUACCUGGCGCUCUGGCUGCUGCCUUCCCCCUGGACCACUCCAAAUUGUUCAAACUUCCAAAAGACCUGGAGAAGCUCUACCAACCACAACCCCCAGCUGUCCUUCUCCGAGACCUGCCACUCUACCUGGCCAGUGUGGGCACAGAGCUUGCCACUUCUGAGUCCAUAUGGCGCCACAACCCGGGAAGCACUUCCAUGGCACUGCGAACCAACCUACCCGUAGAGGUGUUUCCAGAUCUUGCACUGAAGUCGUUCUGGCAGGUCCCCACCCGUCCAUUUCCUCCUCCUUCUUCUCCUCGCCAGCGGUUGCGCCGAGAGAGGAGCGUGGAAGGCGUGUCUGCUGACAUCAGCGGGUACACAGCUGCGGAGCUGCUGGUCCAGUACAGACAUCUGGGCAAAGUUGUCUUCCUCUAUCUUAACAAGAUGAAUAGGAUCAGGGAUUGCCACUAUGACCUACAUAUCGUUCCUCCGUCUAAGCUUCACCCAGAACACUUUGUCUUCUCACCGUUUGGGAUUCUCCAUGUGGACCCACUGGAUGGUUCUGAGACGUUGGAGCUUGGCAUGUGGCAUCGGGAGGCCGUGGUGUGCCGAGCUGUGAGGACCAUCCCCUUCUUUAGAGAUUUCCUGAAGAGAAGAGCGAUAAAGAGAUGGAGAAUGAAUGUCCGCCAGAUUCACUUUCUCAGAAAACAGGAAUUCAUAAGCAGAAACCUUGUCCAGGCUGUCCCCCAUUAUGCAGCAUCCCUGCAGCAUGUCCUCAGGCUUCUUCAGGAGUUGGCAGAUAUCCCCUGGCUUCCUGUCAGCCCAUCUUGCACUCAGUCUAUUCAGCAAAUGGAAUUAACCUUGUCAGAAAUGAGAUGUGAGGCUGGGAACCAUCUGUAUCGCCUGCUGGUCCUGGUGGUCAAAAUCCUGGAGCUGGUGAGAGAGGACACAUACACCUUGCUGAAGACCACGCAGAGGGAUGCCCAACUAGCCCAGUCCAAGCACAGCCCAGUAAAGAGCUCUAGGGGGGGACAUCAACAAGUGGAGUCCUGGCUGCACCGACUGGGCAACUUUGCUUCUCUUGUUGGACAUAUGAUUUGCCAGAACCUGUCUAUUGUCAUCCAGCAAAAUAUCCUGGCCUUUGUUAAUGAUGUCAUCCAGACUCCGCCGGUACAUGAAUCGUCUUUCUUGCAAGUCACCCUGGAGUUCGGGGAGGCAGCGGAGCUGACCCUCUGCCCUUCUGAAGAUCAAAUAGAAAAAAGCUUCACUCAGGCGCUGGACUCUGUACUGAAUUCUGUCCUGCAGGUGACAGAGCUGUUUCUCCAGAAUAAGGUGAAUCUUCAACAGUCUUCAACAGCAAACUUGUCGGAUCCCAAAGAGCCCGAUUGCCCCAGGCUCCUAGCCUUAAGUGAGGAGCAAAUACGGACAGUUAUUCAUUCUCCGGCUCCCCCACCUGGUACAUGCAGGGAACUGCCCAAAGAUGGAGAGCUGAGGGUUAAGGGACACCUUCAUAGAUCCCAUUAUCUACCCCUGAAUCUAACAUCACUUUCAUACCUCAUCAGCAGUGACCCCUCCAUCUGCCAGGCCAGAGAGAUGCUGCAGAGACUGCUGGAGGAAAGCCUGGCCGAGGUGAGGAUGUUUUGUCAGGAACACAAGUGGGUGUCGGAGAUCCGCCAGUAUGUCCAGUCUUGGUCUCCCGAAAUCUUGGAGAAGCUCCGGGGUGGAACAGCCAGAGAGUACGAAGAUCUUAUCCUGAGACUGCAGCGCUGGGAGGAGAGAGUUUACGGAGUGCGAGACUCCAUCACCACGCCUGUCUUAUCUGUCAGCUGCUCCACCAUCCAGGUACAGACAGGUCCCAGUCUGACUUCCAUUAUCCAGGAUAUUUUCUCCCUCCUGACCUCUGAGGUUGCCGGCCGUUCACAGGUCCUCAUUGAGGAGCUUAGCCAUGUUCUGGAGAUUUUCCAAGGAGCCACCACGAAUGUCCAGUCUUUCUCCGCAUGCGCGCAUAAGGUAACGGAGUACACUCAGAACAAGAAGGAAUUGCAGGAACGUGUAGAAUAUGUGCAAUCGCUUCGUGAGGUUAUCCGAAUGAAUUUUCGCCAGGCAACUGCAGAGGAGCAAAUCGAGAACAGUAAGCUGGUGGACACCUGGGAUUCCUUCCAACAUCAACUGAAGACCAGUGCAGAGUACCUGAGCGGUCACCUUUCCUCCAUGUCUGACAGCUUAGAGCAAUCCUUCCUAGAAUGUUACAGAGAGGCGGAGGGCAUCAUCACAGCCGCUUCAUCUCCUCGAUUUCUGGACCCGGAACAGAACCCAGCACUAAUAUUGACUGAUCUGGGAGAUCUGCGCCACAAUCUGCGGACUCUCCUUUCUCAGCUGCGAGAUUUCAGCCACUCUCAUCACAUUUUACAAGGUAAAGCAUUAGACAUCUCAGCAAUCAGUCAUGGAGAGCAGUGCAUACAGGCAAGACAGGAAUCCUGGAAGCUGCUGACAAGAAGCCAAGAGCAGGUCAGAGAUUGGAAGCUUCGUCCCUUCGUCAAGGUGAACACUGAGCAGAUGAGGGAGAAGUUGUGUCGCUGGGAGCGAAGUCUCCAGGAUCUGACAGCGCUGCUGUCAGCGGAUGACCCCAUUAUAAGCAGCGCGCGGUUGAUUCUGCAGGAAAUCUCCCAGCACCUUCCGCUGCUCCAAUCUUUGCUCAGCCCAGCACUGACACCGAGCCACUGGGCGGCCAUCUUCACCGUGAUGGGGUCGACGUUCUCCAGUGUGGAGGCCCUGACAUUGGAGGAUCUUUUGUCUCAUCUGACACCCAACGGCCAGGAGGAGAUGCAGAAGGUCGUCCUCCGGGCUCAGGCUGACUUCUCUCUGGCCAUGGACCUGAAGACCAUUCAGACGUUCUGGAAGGAGAAGGAAUUCCGGCUGGUUAGAUUUCUUCUCUGUGUCCCUACACAAGACCCCUCCCCUGACCGCUCCAAGAGACCGCCGAGCGGCCGAUUCCGUGAGCCACAGAGCGGACUGUGUACUCAGGACAGUGGCACCUACCUCCUGAGCGACACUCGCUCCCUCUGCGGUCUCAUUGAUGACAACCUGCUGUCCCUUCAGACAAUGAGAGGGUCUCCUUUCUCCACCAAUAUUUGUGAUGACAUUUCAGGGUGGAUCCAGAAGCUUCAGGAUUUGGCACUUGCUCUGGAUCUCUGGAUCUCUUUCCAGCGGCGAUGGGUCUUCCUGACGAAGGUUCAGUGUGAGCUGGAGACACAGCUUCCCAGUCUGGAGAUGUUCCUGCCCAUUGACCAGACUUUUCGCUCAUUCCUGGAGGUGACACGUCAAGAUCCUCUGGUUUUGUCCAUCCUAAAUCCCAGAAGAAAGAGGGAUCACCAUUUUCAUGGCGAAGCUUUAUGUUCUGCCCUUCGUACAGGAAUCAGUGUCAUGGAAGACAUCAUAAUAAACAUGGCGGAUGUACUGCAUUCAUACUGCUAUGCGUUUCCACGACUCUUCUUUUUGGGUGACCAGGAUUUGGUGGAAAUUCUUGCCGCCUCUCCAGAACCUUCUGAACGUCUGCCCUGUGCCCUCUUAUGUUUCCCCCAUCUUACUGACGUGACUUUUCAGAGUCAGUCCCCCAACAUGUCCACGUUUCCCCUCUAUAGCAGCCAGUCAUUAACUCUGGGGGUGACGGGGAACUUCCAAGAGAUGCUGACCUUCAAAUCUGCCAUUCAGUGGAAUCCAAAGACUGUUUCAUGGCUGAUACAGAUGGAGAGCCGGCUGAAGGACAAUAUUAGAGAUCAGCUGGAGCUUUGUCUGUCUGAAUUCAGGAAGGAAAGUCUUGAGGGUACAGGACAGUGUGUAGCUAGGGGAAUAUCCUAUCCCUGGCAAUGUUUAGCGGUCACCGAGGAAGUGCUGUGGUGUGAAGGUAUAGAGAAGGUCCUCCUUACCGACCAGAAGUCAUCUCUAAAAAACCAGCACAGAUUAAAAAUACAGCUCCUAACUGACAGAUUGACAAACUACACACAGGUUGUCACUAAAGAAACCCUCUACAGGGAACAGGCUUUUUUCUCAGCCUGGAUAAUAUUAGCCAUACAGCAGAGGGACCGAACACUAAGUCUGCUGAACACUGAGAUACAGACAUUGAACUCUUUCUCCUGGUCCAAGCUGUUUAAGUACAGGGUUUCACCGAGAUUGUGCUCUGAAAAUGUAACGCAUGACAAUGAUGAUCCAGAGAUAUCGGACUCACAAACACAUCCAGGAUCAUCAUCACUUCAAUGCUAUGUGGAUGUGUGUGGCUACCGUUUGCCAUAUGGAUAUGAGUAUGUUGGGUUGGACAUGAGCAUUGCAGAAACACCGCUUUCUGAGAAAACAGCUCUUGGCCUGAUAAUGGGACUACACCAUUCCCAGUGUGCGGCUGUGAUUGGCCAAGACGAGAGUAGCAGAAUGCAGACUUUGAUGGUUCUAGGCAACACUCUUGGCCGCCAUGUUGAGGUGUUGAAAUGCUGGUCUGGACUAACGCUGAAGAGACUUACUCAGCACCUCCAGGGAGCUCUGCAAAGUGGGGCCUGGCUUGUUUUGGGUGCUGUGCACAAAUUAAAGAGCAGCAUCCAGGCAUCGCUAGGACAGCUUCUUCAGGAAAUACAGUCUUCCUGCCAGGGUUUGAUGGGGGAGGGGAAGUCCAUGGAUCAUCCCAAAUUACAAGGCAGUAUCCAGUUAAAUGGAUUGACAGUACCAGUGAAUCAGGGUUAUGGUUGCUUUGUGACUCUUCCUGACAUUAACAGUUCCUGUCCCCUCCCACAGAACCUUCGCCUCCUCCUCAGACCAGUGUCCUUCCGCCCUCCUGAACUCUGCUCCUCAGCAGAACUUGCAUUUCUUGCUGCGGGGUUCCGGGGACAUUUCAAUCUUGCCCGCAGGAUAGCAAGAUUUUUUCAGCUAGCCCAGGAGUGUGGGGCUGUCUCUGCAGGCAAAGCUUCCAUCCUUAUGAAAACUGUAAUACAGAGAGCCAUCUCUAUAUUAAAGAUAAACAACUCCUUUAGCAGCAUUGAGAACUGCAGAGAAGAUAAGGCAUCUCAGGGAACGACUGAAGAAACUGAUUACAACUCUGUAGAUCCACAUUUCAUCAACUCCAGAAAUAAUACUGUGCGCAUCAACCUACAGGAAGAAAAGAGCAUUAUGAUAGCAAUCUCCACAUUGUCCCUUUGGUCUAGUCUUUCGGUAUCUCAACUUAGUCACCUUCAAAACAUCCUCAAAGGUAUUUUCCCAAUGUACAUGCCUCCAUUUAUUGCCAACAAGGACACUGCUCUGUGGAGUGCCAUUGCUCAAAAUAUGCAAGAAUCUGGCCUUGAAGUUCAUGCAGAACUCAGUAAUAAUAUUGUGCAACUCUUCCAGGCACUUCGGCAUAGUUCUGGAGUUCUGCUGACAGGUCCACCAGGUGGAGGAAAAACCACUUGCUGGAAAGUUCUCCAUCGAGCCUUAAAUAUCCUAGCAGAACAUGUGGAUCCUCUGGAAUCUGAUAAAGCCCUGAAUGUUCACAUUGAUGACAAACACCAACCAGUACACGUUGUCCAUCUCUUUCCCAACAGUCUGAGCCCUACGGAAUUCCUGGGUGGGGAAAGGGAUGAGGAACAAACCAACGGAAUUUUCUCCAACAUUCUCCGCAGGGCAGAACGAGAGUCUUCAACAGAGAAGUGGGUGAUACUUGAUGGUUCUGCAACCCCGGGAUGGAUAGAGCCCAUUUCCUGUCUAUUUGGCCCACACCCAACACUGACUUUGGCCAGUGGACAGCGGCUUCAUAUCAACAAUUGUAUCAAACUGUUAUUUGAAAUGGCUGACAUGUCGACACUGAGUCCUGCUGUAUCAACCGCAUGCAGCGUUGUACACUGUGGUGGACAGGAGACAUGGAAGGUGAUACUCAGAGCCUUCACAUCCAGUUUAUACGUAAAGUACAGAAUCUCGUGGAGCACACAGCACCUUCUCCAAAAUCUAAGUGAUAGUUUGAUACCCAGAACUCUUUGCUUCUUGGAGCAGCACUGCACCUCCGCAUUGUACCCACACAGUGUGCAGUCUAGAAACACAGCAUGCGGUGUGCAGGAAGUCUCCUCUUUCUGCGCAAUUCUCCAAGCGCUUAUGGAUCAGCGUCUCCUGAGGAUCUCUGCUCAGACAUCUGAAAUUCCAGAGCUCCUACAGAAAACUCCUGGUGUCGCAAAAGUCAAUGAUGAUUCCCGAUUGACCACAGAACCCCCAAUUGGCAUUGCUGGAGGUCAUUUCACCGAGUCACCAGGCUUUUCCCACCAGGACGUUACAGACAGUAGCCACCACUGUGCACAAAGCUACUUCCUUUAUGCUUUUAUCUGGGGGUUUGGUGGACACCUCCAUCCUAAACAUCGUUCUGAAUUCGACAAAUUUUUUCGUGAGUCUCUGUCAGAUUUUGCAGUACAAAAUAAGAUUCCUCCAGACAUAUCAGUGUUUGAAGUGACGCCGAGCACAGAUGGGACCAAUCUCACACCCUGUCCCAGGACUCUUCUACCACAGUCAGAGAGCCCCCUGUAUGCAGCUCAGUUGCUGGCUUCUUCUGGACACCCGCUACUAUUGGUGGGGUCUCCUGGUAGUGGGAAGACCACCCUUGUGCAAUCAGCGAUACCACAUGGAUCAUUAUCUCUGAGGAUUUCAUUUCAUCCAGUGUUAAAAGCUGCACACUUGAGACAUCUCCUCACAGUCAAACAAGAAGCCCCUCCUCCUUUGGGGCUGAAACGAGCCCGACCCCGCCGAGUCCGCCAUGUUUUCUUCCUGGAUGACCUGCAUGAAGCAGCAGCUGGUUCUGAGGGACACUCCCAUCCUGCUUUAGAGGUGGUACGUCAUGUUCUGUCAGACCCAUCUUCCUCUACAUCUAGUAUCUUCCUGGCCACAGCGAGUCCUCCUGAUUAUGGCUUCACUCCCUUGCCCCCCAGACUUUCUCGCUUGUUUUCUGUGCUUGUUCUAGCUCCAUUUGGACCAGAGAUCCUACUCACCUUGUUUACUACUCGCUUUACGACUUGGCUGAAGAAAUCGGCCCCUGUCCAGCUUCCUAAAGAGUUUGGAGAAGCCUUGGCUCUGGCCUCCAUCCAUCUUUAUCAGAAAGUCAUCCAAGCUCUUCCCCCAAAAUACUGCUUCUCCCUCCAUCACCUGCAUAGGGUGCUCCGGAGUAUGACAUUCCUGUGCCCAUCACCAGGGACACAUCUAUCAGUACCACCUGCUGCUGGUGCCCCCAGCCCCUUACUGAUCAGAUAUGGUGUUGUCCGUCUUUGGAUGCAUGAAGUGUUGCGCACAUUUCGUGAUGGUCUGGAUACCCAGAUGGACAUAGAGAAGUUCACAGUUCUCCUUCAGGAUUGCACAGUGGUGGCAUUCUGCACUCAGGAACCCCCAGAGAAUACUUCAGAUGAGGACUCCCUGCCCUUAGCACUUUCCUCAGAUAUCAUAACAGAGACUUGUCCAUCAUCAGCUGAAACCAAGGAAACUCGAGGAGUGGAAGAGAUGACGUGUGAAGACCAAGCAGUGGAGAAAACUGAAGAGGCAAAAUUAUUCACAAAUACAGAUGUGAGUACAAUUACAAGCCGUGUUUCCUCCCCAUUGACUCAGGAAACAGAGAGUCUACUUCCUAUUGAACUGGUCUUGGAUGAUCAACCCAUUGAAGAUCUGAAUUUCUGCCACGAAUCCCAUCUUGGUACCAUAGAAAAAGUAGACUCUCUGACUUACAAAGAACGCCCACUAAACACCAUCACCACCGUACAGACUAAGGACCUGACUCUAAGUCCUGCUGACCAGCUGCACCUUUCCCGUCUCAAACGAGCACUUCUUCUCCCCCGGGGGCACUUAGUUUUGCUCUCACAACAUCCCAGCACUGGUAGAAAAAGCCUGGCAAGACUAGCAGCCCAAAUCACCCAUUGUACUUUACUGGAAAUUAGCGGCAAAGAGAAAGCAGAGGAAAUCCAUGCUGUGAUUAGAGAGGCCUGUUGGAAAGCUGGAGUCCUGGGAACUGCCACAGUUCUUCUAGUCGAUGAGGGCACCACACAGACAUCUCUGAGAGAACUAGAGGUUCUGAUCCGUGAAGGGACCUUUCCAGGACUGUACAGCAAAGACGAAGAAGAUAAAUUAAUGCAAGCUGUACUGCAAGUAGAAAAGAACCGCAACAGGCCUACUGGCGACAGAGCUUUGCGAGAAAGGUACAGCAGCCAGAUUCGGGAUAACCUUCAUGUCAUAUUUAUUCAGAGAGGCCCGAGCCCUUCCCCCCGGCUCUCCCGGUACACCUAUACAGACAUUUAUCAGCCAUGGGACUUCUCCUCUCUUUAUUACGUUUCUGAGAAGCUUCUACAGCAGCUGCCAGGUACCUGGAGCUCACCCGUAUCUCUUCCCAAAGUGAUGUCUCUUAUCCACCUAUCGGCUCAGGGUUAUUGUCAGAGGAUGUGGCCGGAACUCCCACUGACCUCCCCGAGGACCUUCAUCUCCUUCAUCAAUAUCUUCCUUAAAUUCUUUGCACAUUGUAGAGAUACCAUUGUGAAGGAAAUAGAACGGCUCCAGUCCGCGGUGUCCCGGGUGGAGGAGGUUUAUGUGGAACGGGAAAGGUGGACAAAGGAAGCCGAAAUCCUCUCCCAAAGACAGCAAGACGCAGAGCUGGAGACAGAGCGCCGUAGGAAAGAACUGGAAGAGACACGGGAAGGGGAGCGCCAGGUGAGGGCGGAAUGUGAGGAGCUGGAAAGAUCCAAAGAACGUUUGAGAAACCAAGUCAACACAUUACAGGGCCACAGACAACUCCAACUGGAAGAGGCCUGUGUCCAGUGGUCGGAGGUCCAGAAGCAGCUGAAAUUGUCGGAUGUGGAGGAGAUAAGGAGUUACAGAGCCCCCCCGCCCCCGGUAAUAAUGGUCACUGAUGUCCUGUGUACUGUGUUCGGAAAAGAGCCCGGAUGGGAGAGCGCCAAACUACUGCUGGGGCAAGAAGAAUUCUAUCAGGAUCUGCAGUUCUAUGAUGGUCGUGGGAUGUCAGACGCUGUGUUCUGCGCUCUGUCUCGUGCAGUCAGAGGGUCUGAAUUUAGCGCUUCCUGUGUCAGGCCGGCCAGUGCAGCGGCUGCGUCUCUCUGCGAAUGGUUGCGUGGUCUCCACCAAUGCUGCAGCGUGCUCCGGAAGCUGGAGAAGAGCAGAAGCCUUCUGUCCCGAGCAGAGGCACAGGACUCGGAGGUGGCUGAAAGGAUAGCAGAGCGGAGGCUCCAACAGGAGUGUCUGAGGGUCCAGAUAGAGCAGCUCUCCCUCCAGCUGAAGAUCACCAGAAGGGAAGAAGAAGACCUCCGCAGACAGGUGACGCUGUGUCAGGAGAAGCAGAGACUGGCAGAGGAGUAUGAAGACAGGGCACAACCUCACCAGUCAGUAUGGAGAUCUGCUCUGGAGACUUUACAGAACCGUCUUCAGUUGGUUCCAGCUCAGUCUCUUCUUGUUGCUGCCUCUAUUUCCUACCUUGGCAGUCUCCCAUGGCCUCGCUGUACGGCAUUAUUGGAGAAGUGGCAGAGGCUGUGCAAUGGGGUGGAAGUUCCUCUGGAUCCAGAUGAUGUUAGGGACACUCUGGACCGCUCCGGGCACAAUGAAGGGUCCCUCCUCCUAGAGGUGCUCAGCAUUCCAACAGAGAAGAUAGGAUGGUUUAGAAGGAGAUUGCCGGUCACUAUAGAGACACAGAUCCGUGCCACACUGCUCCGAGCCGGGAACCGGUAUGCAGAUACCCUGAUGCUGGUCAUAGAUCCAGAUUUCAUGGCUGAGAGGUGGCUGUCUGCUCUACUGGGGACAGACGAGACAGGUUCACCUGAAACCCAGGAAGGCCAGAGCCGAAAUCUGCAGGUCAUUGAUGCCUCUGAAUCGGGACUAUCUCAGAAACUGGAUGUGGCAGUAAGAGGAGGUGUGCCAGUUCUCAUUGCCAACACGGAGAAGAAUUUGUCCUGUGUGAACAGCGUACAACAAUUAUUCCAUCGGGUCAGAAACUCUCCAAAUUCUAGAGAAUCUUCACUCAUAACUCCACCCUCCCCUGAGCUCCUGAGCUGUCCCCACCCCAGAGGAGCCAUGUCCACCCCAGAGGAUGAAGCACCACUGACUUUCCAAGUUUUCCUGAGCACUUCUCUCCCUCUGCGGGAGUUUGUGGAGGAAGCUGGUCCAGCCUUCAUAAAAGAGGUGACGGUGAUGGAUCUGAGUCUUGGUUCUGCCGGACUGAAGGAAGAGCUCAUCCACCAGAUUCUGUUGCUUAAAGAUCCACGCCUGCAGGACGAGAGGAGGAGUCUCUACACAAACUAUUUAAAACUGACUGGGAGCAUGAAGCAAGCCAAGGACACUUUUCUGGAUUACGUCACCUCCGACUCUGUGCCACUUCUUCAGAGAACAGACUUUCUGCACCAAGUGACCGCAUGUGAGGAGCGACAGAGCUCACUGGUGGAGUCCCUUAAUGACGUUGAGGUUCUUCAGCACCGGGUAGCAGAUAAUAUUGCCCAGCACACGUCUGCAGCAGAACAGUGCUGCAAUCUGUACUGCCGCCUGCAGGAGAUAUCACGGCUAUGUCCGCAGUACCACUUCCCCGCCAGGUCUGUUUUGUGCUGGGCUGCCUGGGCACUGCGCAGUAAGGUGAAGGAGGGGAGUACCAUAGAGAAUGUACUGACCACUGGGAUCCUCUCUCAUGUGCUCCCUGCUCUUACAGAAGAGCACAAAAAAAUAUUCAGAGUGCUGCUGGCGGUAGGACAGCCACCCGAUUUAGAGUGGUUCUCUUUCUUGGGACUUGCGAGUAAGACGGCUGCAGAGGCGUCUUCAUCCUACAUCCAGAGACCCCAAUGGCUGAGUCCCAUUGCCUGGGAGGAACUCCAACAACUGGAAAGGAUGCCUUGUUUCCAGGGUAUCAGAUCCUCAUUGAGCACACAGGCCCGCCAGUGGCAGGAAUACUUUAGACUCUGCUCCACAGUGAUCGGACCCAUUCCCUGCUCCAACUUUUCCCACCUCACACUCUUCCAGACGGCUAUCUUAUGGCGAAUUGUGAAGCCGGAGAGCCUGGGCCUGGUGAUGACCAACCUCGUCACCUGUAUUCUGGGACCAGAUUCUGCAGACCAAGAAGAAGAUAUUAUUGCUGUAUCUGAUGCACAUUCUCCAGUUAUAUUCCCAAUUCCUGGAUGUUCUCCGCUGCCGUACCAUCCCCAAGACUUUAUCCUGCAAAAGGCUCGGAGCAAUGGGAAGGAGGUGAAAGUGGUGAUGUGCAGCUCAUCCCUUCCCGACAAUGAGAUCACAAACUCAUUAGUGAGAAGCCAGCAGGAGGGUCUCUGGGUCCUGCUGCAUUGGCACCCCAAGCUGGCCAGUGUGCUAGAGGCUGCCAAAGAAGAUCCGGCACAGAUAAAUCCUGAGUUUCGGAUGUGUAUUAUUGUAGAGGAGGAGAAGCUUGGCACUGUGUUAGCUCACUUGAGGCGAUACUGGCAGGCCACACCCUGCGUGUUUCGGCCCACACUCCGCCACCUUCUUCCACAGAGCUGCACGUCAAAUGCAGAAGAAUUCGGGGAGCGGCUGAAUGAUUCCCAAAUGCUGAGGUUACUGACUCUCCACAGCAUUCUCCUCCUCAGACAGGAAUACGGCAACUAUGUCCAAAGUGAUGUUUAUGCCUGGGGUUACGAGGAGCUGAGAUUGGCACUACAUUGUGCAGAAAGGAUGACCUCUGGCUCUACAGACUGGGUGGACACCAUGUCUUAUCUCACAGGUGAAAUCAUAUAUGGAGGUCACAUUGUGGAUGAAGGGGAUGCUCAGAGUAUCAUGGUGGCUGUGCAGCAAUGUCUACAGGACCAGCCACAUCUCCGACUCAGCCGCGGACUCUCCAGCUUCCUGUCUACAGUGGCAGCGGGCAGAAUGACAGGUCCUGGAGUUUACAGCAUCCAGAGGUUCUUGCAGAACUUGUCCAGUCAGCGGAACCCAGCAGCUCUAGGAUUGAAUGAGGGGCUGCAUAAUAUAGCCAUGGAGGUCUAUGGACGCAAAGUGCUACCUGACCUGCUGAUUACGCAAGAUAUCUGGACCAUCCAAAUGAAUAAAAAAGACAGUCAGACUGAUGGACAGCAGAUGAAUGACCUGGCUGGAAUUGAGAAUACUUUUAGAAGCAGUUCUUCAGCUUCUUCAUGUAGUCCAAAAUUAGAAAUAAUUUGGGAGAACCCUUUAAGCCAAUGUCUGUCACAGCUGAUGGACCUUAAAGGUAUUCAAGAAGCACGGCAGAAGGAGCUGGCCAAUCUGGAUGUUCAAAAUGGAAUAGAAGACGUAGAUUGUUGUCAUACUCAUCAAAGAGAGAACGAGCUGGAGGGAAAGAACCAAAAUACUGAUCUAACAGAGGAGACACAAGCCAGAGGCAAUAAGAGGCCAACUGGAUCAACAGGUGAAGAAGAUACCUCAAAUGGACGCAAUAAGCCAUUACUGGCAUGGAGGAGGCCUUCGCCCUUACUCAGCUUUUUGCGGGAAGAGUGGGAUCUGCUGUGUGGACUCAUCAAUCAGGUCAUCCAAGAGUUAAAGGACGCAGACUCACCCUGCUGCUGUUUGCGGUGUCAGAGGAUUAGGGAGGCUAUCUCUGAGAGACGUGUGCCAACAUGGUGGAACAUCUACUCUUCCAGCUCUCCAACAGUCACGCCUCUGUCCUGGAUCUCCAGCCUAAUAACCCAUAUGAAGCUUCUGUCCAGCUAUGUCUGUGAACCAUCACUUCAAGUAUCCUACAACCUUAGCGCCUUUCGCCAUCCAGCUCAGGUUCUGCAACGUGUCCUGAUGGAGCAAGCACUGAGAGAUCGUCAAGAACUAGACAAAUACUCUCUGCACAUCCAGGUGUCGGACAGAAGAGAGCCCCCAGUGGACGGUGUGUGCAUUGCACUGGGUGGGAUACACCUGAAGCACGCCCUAUGGGACACCAGGCUGUGUACUCUGCAGGAGACCCUGUCCGCAAAGCUGUGUGCUCUACCGGAACUUCAAAUCACUGCUGUGCAGGGAAAAGACAGAGCCACGUGCCAGCAGAAUAUUUCGGGCUGUUAUCUGUGCCCUGUGUAUUUACAUCAGGCUCCUGAGGGCCACACUCAGCAUCGACAGCAGCCAUUACUAUACAUACCGCUCCCUACUAAGAUGGCUCCUGCUGUGUGGAGCCUGCGCAGAGUCCACGCCCUCAGCCUGCUGUGACAUCACCGAGAGGAGCCGGGCCAGGAAAUUCUCAUCGACAUGCCAUUUGCAGAUUUCAGAUGGUCCUCUAACUGAAAUUAUAGCCACAGUUUUUCCUCCCAAUAUUAUUCCCCUAGUAUCAUUUGCACUUUGUUUUCUUUUAAUGUUCAGAAAAUAAAUUUCUCUAUAAAAAA